AGUUUUCAAACAUUACCUGAAAAUUUCUAACUUCACUAACCCCAGUUGAACCUUCUACAAGUUUCAGCUUCAAUGUAGCAGAAAACGGUUGUUGCACUCCUAGAAAUCUAAGACCUGCUUUUGGGAGAAUCUAGAAACUAAAAAGUUGUGACCUUGACAUGGAAGAAGAAGGAGACGUGGCAGACAAGAAAAAGACAAAGAACGAGGUGGUUCUACGAAUUUCAGACACUGAAGAAGCCAUUAAAGCAAAGGAGCAAAGGGUUUCCAGAAGCUUCCCAGUAGCUGAAAAAUGUUCCCUUUCUCCUCACCAUAAUAUCCAGAUAGGUAAAGGGUUUAGAGAUUCUCAUGGUGAAAUCACAGAGCACAAUGGUCAAGUAUCCUCAGAGUUGGUGACAACUACAAAGAGGUUGAUGGGUCGGUCGGAGUUUUCAAAACCAAAGUCCAGAAUGGUGGAACCGGCGUGUCCAAAAGAUGCAAACUUUGUCGAAGAAAAGGCUAAAAAGACAAGUUCACCUGCAAGGAAUUCUCUUAACAAGAAUGUUCCUGACGCAACUGUUGUCACCCCAAGAAGCCCUUUCCUUGGGAUACCAGGGGAAGAAGAAGAUGAUGACGAAGAAGUGUACAAGACUGCAAAUGUUGAAGUGAGCAAGAGAUCUGGUAAGAAGUGCAGAGUUGUAGAGUUGUUUGCUUUUUCUUGCAUCGUGGGGUAUUUAAUUGCAUGCUUGACUGUGAAUAAGUUGCAAAAAAGGUUUAUUUGGGGAUUGGAACUGUGGAAAUGGUGUGUAUUGGUUUUGGUUGUCCUCUGUGGUAGACUGGUCACAGAGUGGCUUAUCAAUGUUUUGGUUUUCUUGAUUGAGAGGAACUUUUUGUUUAAGAAGAAGGUUUUGUAUUUUGUUUAUGGUGUCAAGAAGAGUGUUCAGGGCUUUAUAUGGCUAAGUUUGGUUCUUCUGACAUGGGGACUGCUUUUCAACCAUGGAGUGAAGAGAACCAGAAAGGUUACUAAGAUUCUUGGUUACAUUACUAGGGCCCUUGCUUCUUGUCUUCUUGGAGCAGCUAUAUGGUUGGUCAAAACAUUGUUGAUAAAGCUUUUAGCUUCGAAAUUUCAAUCUACUAGAUUUUUUGACAGGGUGCAAGAAUCAAUCUUUCAUCAAUACAUUCUCAAGACUCUUUCAGGUCCUCCCUUGAGGGAGGUGGCUGAAAAUGUAGGUUGGACUUCAAAUCUUGGUCAACUCAGUUUUAAGACCAUGAAUAGUGAGAAAGAAGGGGAGAAAGAACAAGUCAUUGAUGUAGACAAGCUCAAGAAAAUGAAACCAGAGAAAGUUUCUGCUUGGACAAUGAAAGGUUUGAUUAAUGUGAUAAAGAGUUCUGGGUUGUCUACCAUCUCCUAUGCACCGGAUGAAGAUGAGAAUGACCAGAAAGAUAAUGAAAUUAAUAGCGAGUGGGAAGCAAAGGCAGCUGCAUACAGAAUUUUUCGGAACGUAGCCAAGCCAGGACACAAUUAUAUUGAGAAGGAUGACCUCUUGCGAUUCAUGAAAAAUGAAGAAGUGGAAAAUGUGCUUCCACUAUUUGAAGGGGCAGUUGAGACUAGAAGAAUUAAGAGGAAGUCUCUCAAGAACUGGCUGGUAAAAGUCUACUUUGAACGCCGAUCGCUCGUACAUUCACUAAAUGAUACCAACACAGCUGUUGAUGACUUGAAUAUGCUUGUUUCUUUCGUCCUGCUUAUUGUGAUCCUUAUUGCGUGGCUUCUUAUAAUGGGAUUCUUAACUACUGAAGUUCUUGUCUUUAUUUCAUCCCAGCUUUUACUUGUGGUUUUCAUGUUUGGCAACACAGCUAAGACUGUGUUUGAAGCCAUUAUAUUUGUUUUUGUGAUGCACCCUUUUGAUGUUGGUGAUCGCUGUGUUAUUGAUGGAGUUCAGAUGGUUGUGGAAGAGAUGAACAUACUAACCACCGUCUUUCUGAGAUAUGACAAUGAAAAGAUUUCCUAUCCAAAUUCAGUUCUGGCAACCAAGCCAAUCAGUAACUUCUACAGGAGUCCAGAAAUGAGUGAUUCUGUUGAAUUUGCUGUUGAUUUUUCUACCUCUGUUGAAAGUAUUGGAGCUUUGAAGGCAAAGUUAAAAGUAUAUUUGGAGAGUAGACCUCGGCAUUGGCGUCCCAACCACAAUGUAGUGGUUAAGGAUAUUGAGAAUGUGAAUAAGAUGAAAAUGGCUGUGUAUGUUACUCACACCAUCAAUUUUCAGAACUAUGGGGAGAAGAACAGCAGAAGAUCCGAAUUAGUGCUGGAGUUAAAGAAAAUUCUUGAAGAUCUUAAUAUUAAAUAUCAUCUGCUCCCACAAGAAGUUCAUCUCAGUUAUGUAAGGUCACAAGACUCAACAGCACAGACAUUUUGAAGAUAUCUUGUACUUUCAUAGGGUGCAAGUGUGUAACACAUUUUUUUUCUUUUUGCUGUCAUAUUGGUUCUAAUCUAAUGCUUCUCUCCACGGUCUAUCUAGUUUGAGAUCAAAGAUGAGUGGCAAAUUUGAUGAUAAGUAGUGAAAUUGGUUUGUACACUGUAUUUCCUAAUGAAUUAGCUUAAGCCUCUUGGCUAAACUUAAUGUUAGUAGUUGUUUUUAAUAGUGUUGGUAGAAGUGUCUUAGAAAAAUGCAAAGGUCAAGAUUGUAGCAUGUACUAAAGUUAUUAAUUAUGGUUUAGAUAGUGAUUAUAUCGAAUGCAUGUAGCUGAAGGGUCGUGUUUAAAGGCUAAUAAAUUGAUGAUCUGAGUUAAUAUUGUAUGAUGA
Molecule: messenger RNA, 2773 nt
Organism: Vigna unguiculata (cowpea)
Lineage: Eukaryota; Viridiplantae; Streptophyta; Magnoliopsida; Fabales; Fabaceae
Product: mechanosensitive ion channel protein 10-like
Biological process (GO): monoatomic anion transport; detection of mechanical stimulus; transmembrane transport
Cellular component (GO): plasma membrane
Molecular function (GO): mechanosensitive monoatomic ion channel activity
Source: RefSeq, a predicted model, not a curated record